AUGGCGUUCAAUCCUAAUUUUGAGACCAUAGGCCAGGCGUUCGUUAAUCAUUAUUACGGCAAAUUCGAUGUGGCGGACGGAGCGACAAGGUCAGCGGGAAUGGCAGUUCUUUAUGACGCUCAGGACUCAUAUCUAACGUUCGAAGGUGCGCAGAUGAAAGGGAAAGACGCAAUUCUCCUAAAAUUCUCAGAACUGCCAUUCAAGAACAUUUUGCGGGAAGUCACAAAAGUUGACUCGCAGCCGCUGGCUGAUGGCAGUGUGCUGGUCACUGUGCUUGGUCGAAUCAGGGUGCGACACUCUUCUAUAUUGUGUUUAUGUUGUUAG
Molecule: messenger RNA, 324 nt
Organism: Soboliphyme baturini
Lineage: Eukaryota; Metazoa; Nematoda; Enoplea; Dioctophymatida; Soboliphymatidae
Source: the annotation of a GenBank genome assembly